AUGGGAUACUACGCUUCAGGCUUACUCGUCUCUUCGACAUCCCUUGCCACCGUCAUCGGUCUCUACCUUCUCUUUACAGGUCAAGGAGAAUCAUUUAACCCUGGUAAAUUCCUCGCAGAAUCUAGUCCUUAUGCAUGGGCUUUGACGGGUAUCGGACUUUGUAUCGGUUUGAGUGUAUCGGGUGCUGCUUGGGGUAUCUUCGUUACUGGUGCUUCUAUUCUAGGGGGAGGUGUGAGAGCACCAAGAAUCAGAACGAAAAACUUGAUCUCUAUCAUCUUCUGUGAAGUUGUCGCUAUCUACGGUGUCAUCAUUGCUAUCAUUUAUUCUUCGAGAAUCAACGGCGAUGUGGAGAACAUGUACACUACUAACAAUUAUUACACCGGUUUCGCUCUGUUCUGGGGAGGUCUGACUGUUGGCCUCUGCAACCUGCUUUGUGGUGUUUCAGUCGGUGUCACCGGUUCCACCGCUGCACUUGCAGAUGCUGCUGAUCCUCAGCUCUUCGUCAAAAUUCUCAUCGUUGAGAUCUUCGGAUCUGUGCUUGGUCUCUUCGGUCUUAUUGUCGGUCUGCUCAUUUCCGGUAAAGCUGAAGACUUUGCAUAA
Molecule: messenger RNA, 600 nt
Organism: Kwoniella shivajii
Lineage: Eukaryota; Fungi; Basidiomycota; Tremellomycetes; Tremellales; Cryptococcaceae
Product: V-type ATPase, C subunit
Exons: 9
Coding region: 1-600 (199 amino acids)
Biological process (GO): proton transmembrane transport
Cellular component (GO): membrane; proton-transporting V-type ATPase, V0 domain
Molecular function (GO): proton-transporting ATPase activity, rotational mechanism
Source: RefSeq, a predicted model, not a curated record